GAGCAACUCCAACCCACCCCUCUUCGCGUCUCCUAUUAUGGUUUUAGGAGAGAGAAACCCAAAAAUCCCCUCCAACCCAUCUCUCAUCACGUUCCUAGCGAUAGGAGAUCUCUCAUCCGCGAGCUCCGACCUCCUACAUCCAGGAGCUCCGGUCCGGACUCUCAUCCACGUGGAGGAGCAACCGUCGCCCCUUCCCGCGCCGGCUGGGACAUUCCCGCCAGGGAGCAAGAUGGAACCAUGGAUGAUCGAUAUGCUUGCAGGCAAUGGUGGUGGCAGCCACGAUCUGGAAAUGCAUGGGACCAAUGCUGGUGGCAACCAUGAUGUGCAAGUUGUUGAGACUCAACAUGGUAGCCCACAAGAGGAACAAGUAUUCAGAGAGGGUGCAGUUGUUGAAGCUACCACUGGUGUGAAAGGUAACAAGAAGAGAUCCAAAAAUUUUAGUGUUAAGGAGGACAAUCUGUUGGUGGCAGCAUGGUUAGAAAUUAGUAUGGAUGUAGUACAAGGCAUUGAUCAACCUCGUGCUACUUAUUGGGAAAGAAUUCAUGAGCACUACCACUUGCACAAGGAUUUUGAGACUGACCGUAAUUGUGGUUCUCUUGCUCAUCGUUGGGGUAUCAUUCUAGAAGCAGUUAACAAGUUCUGUUCAUGGUAUGGUCAUGUGCAAAGAAGGCAGGAAAGCGGUUUGACGGAGCAAGAUUGUUAA
Messenger RNA from Panicum virgatum (switchgrass), 703 nucleotides. RefSeq lists its product as uncharacterized. Bases 38 to 703 code for a protein of 221 amino acids. NCBI's taxonomy places the organism in Eukaryota, Viridiplantae, Streptophyta, Magnoliopsida, Poales, Poaceae. The transcript has 3 exons. The record is from RefSeq and is a predicted model, not a curated record.